This is a messenger RNA of Caenorhabditis angaria, 5820 nucleotides long. NCBI's taxonomy places the organism in Eukaryota, Metazoa, Nematoda, Chromadorea, Rhabditida, Rhabditidae. The record is from the annotation of a GenBank genome assembly.
AUGACGCGCGCUGGAGGAGGAGCUGCUGAAGAUGCUGAUAAUGAUUCUCCAAGUAGCAGUGGUGCAACACCAGCUGCUCAACAAUCCUCGCCACCGCCACCAGAUUAUUCAACGGCCGCAACUUUGAGAUCAACACCAUCACAAAUGUCAGCAGCGAUUACGGUGGAUUUGGUGAUCGCUGCGCAGGUAAUUUUGAGGUUUCCAAAUUUCUAGAUCUACAAGAAUAUAGCCUAACUAAAAUGUUUGAAACUGAAAUUCUAGCAUUGCUCAGACUAAAAUCAAACUGUGGAGUUCCUCUCUAUUUAACAUGAGCAAUAUCCAACAAAAAUUGACCAUUGCUCAUGUUAAAAUCAUAGCCCUUUUCAACAUAUGGUUCUUCUCAGCAUUUUAUGAGUCAUGAAAAUAAAAAGCUUUGCUCUUUUGCUCUCUUACCGUACUCAUUUCAAUUUCGAUUCAGAAAAUUUAUGUGUUCUAAUUUCCGGAAAAGCGAAAUUUAAUGUGAUUGUUUCCGUCAAGUUGAGUAUUCUGAAUUGGUGGGAAAAAAAAACAAAAUUGAAUUUUUUUCAGAGGGAAGCCAAUUUUCUUCGAAUGAUUGAUCGGAAGGCGCCGCUACUGUAUGAACCAGAUGUUGUGAAUCAGGCGAUUCGGAGAUAUGAGACUUAUUGGCUUCCGAUGCAGGUAAAUUUGAAACCCCAGUGUGCAAUAGAGCGCACCUGCAUAAAGUGAAAAAUAUUUUUUGUGAUCUACCCCAAAAUAUGUUGUUCCAGGCUGCUCAUCCAGAUUUGAAUGUGAUUCCACCGCUAGAUGUCCACUGGAUUUGGCACACUCAUAUGCUGAGCCCAAUUCAUUAUCAGGAGGUGAGUCUGGGGUAUCCUGGAAUGCUUAGAUCUCCUAUAUUUCUCAGAUCUAUUAGAGCUCCUAGAACUUCUGGAGCUCCUAGAAUUUCUGAACUUCUAGACCUCCUGCAACUCCUGGAACUUCUGGAAUUUAAGAUCUUGUAGAUUUCUCAGAUCUAUUAGAGCUCCCAAAAGUCCAAGAAUUCCUGAACUUCUAGAAUUCCUAGAUCUUGUAGAUUUCUCAGAUCCUUUAGACCUCCUAAAACUCCAAGAAUUCCUGAACUUCUAGAACUCCUAGAUCUCCUAAAAAUCCUAGAGCUUCGAGAGCUCCUGAAUUCCUAGAAUUCCUGGAUCUUCUAGAUUUCCCAGAUGAACUUCUAAAACUCCUAGAAAUUCUGGAACUUAUAAAACAUUCAGAGCUUCUAAGUCUUCUGAAACUCAUAGAGCUCCCAUAACUUUUGAAGAUCCUAGAUUUUCCAGAUCUCCUAGAAAUCCUAGAGCUUUGAGAGCUCCUGAAUUCCUAGAACUUCUAAAAUCCUAGAUCUCAUAGAGCUUCUAGAACUCCUGGAUCUUUUCCAGAGAAUCAUAUAAAAAAUAUCCAACUUUAUUCGUUUCCUGUUUCUCUCUCUCUCUUUCAUUUUUUUCUGUUUCCCGGACAUAUGAUACUUUGAAUGUUUCGUCGUAUUCACAUUCCAUUCCAUCAUCUACAAACUUUUGUUCUUCAAAUUCGAGUAACAAAAAAAAUGAAAGAAAGAAAAAAUGCUGUGAAAAACGGGGGUUCGCUCGCUCGCUCUCUAAAUUCUCGCUCGUAACAUAUUCAGUGAGGCAUCGGUAAUUUUGUUUUCGGCGGCGCUGUGUGGACCGACGUUUUUUUUGGCCAAGACGGCGACGAAAAAAGAAAGAAAACGAUUAGAGAUGACACUUGAGUUUGUUUUUGGCUUAGGCUUCUUCUGGAAGAAAAAACGAAAAAAAAAUAUAGGGACCACAAAACAACUUGUUGUUAUUUAUUUAUUUAUGUGAGAGGAUAAAGUAAUGGACACAAUUUGAUUGAUGUUUGGGAGAAGAACUGCAAGAGUCUGAAAUUUGUCUGAAAAUAAAAAUUGCCAGGUUCCAUCAAAAAUGCACCAUUCUUUUUUCGUUUCAUAUAUCAAACAUUUGCGGGCUAAAAAAAAGAGGUGCGCGUGGCCAAGUGGUGAACAUGCACGUCUUUUAAAUUUUAGGUCGCGGGUUCGAUCCUGCUCCGAGGCAAACUUUUUUUCUUUUUUUCCUCAAUUUCGCUGCUCAAAAUGACCAUAACCAAAGUGAAAAUAUCUAGGAAAUAUACUAGUUUUUGGCAACAUUUGUUGCCUUGCACACAAAUCCCCCUGAGGCAAUGUCCUUUUUUCGCUCACUCGCCCCCUCGAUUCUUGUUUAUAUUUACAUCACUCUGAAAAAGAAGGGGGACUAUAUAGCCAUAUAUAAAUUUGGUUAAUUUCAGGAUUGCGAAAAAUUGUGCGGCAAAGUUAUCGACCACAAAUUGUUGUCGUCGGAUGAGAUUCAGAAGCGGUGAGGGGGCAACAAUCAUUUCAAAAAAAAAAAAAAAAAGAAAUCAACAAUUUCAGAUAUGAGAGCAGUGUUCGCGCUUGGGACACCUUCUGCUCACCGGAACCAUAUGAUUUUCUAGCAAGCCCGGCACCAACUUCCAACUACAAAACCAAAUGCGAUUACGAUAUUUGUGGAGCAGUACAACGGCAAAGAAACUUUAACUAUCAGGUACUCAAAUACAUCAAUCAUUUUGAUUGCCUUCUGUUGUCCGUCUGUCGUUUUUGUUGCCUCCCUCAAGUGUCAAUCGUUCGAUUAUCGCCUGAGAAAAAAUAGAUUUGUUGAGGAAAUCGAUUUCAUGGGAAAAAAACAGAUUCAGAAAAAAUUUAUCUGAAAAUGUGUAAAAGCCAUCAAAUUUUUGAAAAACAAUUCUGGAUUUUGACCUUGAAAACCUCAUGAUCUACAAUAUUUGAAGUCACUGAUGUUUUGAAUAUUAUCGAAAAUCUCACGCGCUCUACCGAAAUAAACACGCAACACAGACCACGUCGCGCCACAACACACAAAUAAGGGAACAAUUCAAAUUCCCUCCCUUUUUUGUAUGUGUUGUGGCGCGACGCGGUCUGCGUUGCGUGUUUAUUUCGGUGGAAACACGCGCGGUCCCGAUGAGAUUUUCGAUAAUAGAAUCUGAUUGUCAAGAUUGAUUAUUUUCCAGGUCUCCCUACCACAUUAUACAUCAGCAAAAUUCCUCUCGGACGCCGUCAAAAGAUACAUCCAAUUCCUUCUCCUCAAACAAACCUAUUCGGAUCAAUUCCUAACUCCUUGCUAUGAUUUCGAUAUCAUUUGGCAUACUCAUCAGGUUUGUGUUGUUUUAAGUAGAACAUCAAAAAACAUAUAUAAAAAGUGCUGCAACUGUCAAAAACAUGUCAACCGAACUAAUUUGAGAGCAAGCAGUUGGAGCAAAAAAGCCUCAUAUUUUAUAUACAUAGAAAUUGUUCUUUGAAGGUUCAUCCAUCGAGUUAUCUUCGAGAUUGUACUGCGAUUUUUGGAUCAUUGUUGAAACACGAUGAUACGGUGAAUGAUCGAACGAAGGGAAGUAAAUUGUUGAAAGGGGAAGCGUUGACAAAGAAGUUAUGGACAACACAUUUUGAGGAACCGUUUUGGAGAAGAGGUUGCAUGUUUAGGUUGGUCACUAGAAUUUGAAAAAAAAAUCUUUGCCCCAGAGCGGGAUUGAACCAGUGACCUAAAAAUUGUAAGGCGAGCGUGUUAACCACUCCACCACCCGCGCUUCUGUUUUUCUAGCCCACAAAUGUGUGAUAUAUGAAAGCGGAUUCGAGAUCAGCAGGUUCGAACGUGUACCUUCUCUUGUUAAUCUUUUUCGAACAGAUCCCAAUUUUUCUCUCCUAAAACUUCAAUUUUUAUUUCAGAGGUCACAAUGCUCCAGCUUUCCUUGGAUUCGAAAAUCAAGAUCUUUCCAACAUUGCCUAUGGAGAUAUCCACAUUCCAUCAAUAGCUCUCAAAGAUAUUCCAGUUCAACGAGAACAACUUCGACUGAAACUAUGUUAUGGUAACAAAAAAGUCACCACUUUCAACGCAGAUUUAUCACAAAAACAGGUUUCCUGAAAAAUUUCCUGAAAAAAAACAUUAUUUUUUUGUUACAGGUAACAAAAUCGGGUUUUUCAUUAGUUUGGCAGCCAACUGAUGCAUCAUCUUCCGCGUCAAUUGUCAAAUUUCCAUUCGAAAAACGUGCGCCAAAAGAGUUGACGGUUGAGUUGGAGAUUUUCGACAAAGUAUUUUUGCAACGAAAAGAUUUGAUAAAAUUGGUUGGAAAAUCAACACUCGAUCAAUUAUUGCCACCAAAUAAAUCGAAAUCCGCACAUAAUGUGGCUGAAGUGAAAUUAAAAACAAAAGAUUCCGAUAGAGAAAUGACAGCUAAAGUAAAUGUGACAACAAGUGUCACACUAAAUAGAGAAUUACAACUUUUGUCUGGAGAAUUUGUUGAAAGACAGCUACAAAAUGAUUCGCAUUUAACAUAUUUAUGUCAUUGUGCUUCUUUGAAUCGCGGAUCAUUGACACCAACUUCAACAGUUCAUCUAGCUACACACAGGUGAGCUAUAAUUUUGGGAAAAGCUUUUUAAAAAAGUUUUUUCAGCGUUGUGGAUACUCGAGAUGGCACUAAAUAUACAGUUCAAGUGAUUCAUUCAGCUCCACUUCUUCUUUCAAUGAUUCUUGUUUAUGGAAGAGAGCAAAGAUUGUUGGCGUUGGCACAUUUGAUAGGAGCUGAUUCUUUACCAAGUAGAGAUCAAUUAGAUAAUAAUUUGGUAUGUUUUCUAUCGGUGCUGGGCAAAAAUUUUUGAAAAAAAAAAUGCAAAAAAUAAAAAGAAAACAACGAGACUCCGCGUUGACGGCAACGCGCGUGGUUUGUAUUUAUUUAUUUUUAAAAGUUUUCAACGGGCUUCCAUAUUUCAGCCUAUACUUAUCGAAAUUUUCUGAAUUUUUUCACCGUACGUUUUUCAAGAAAAUACAGUCCCCUGAUUAUUUCAGCAAUUUUUGCCACAUCUCUCAAAUUCUGAUGAACGCGCAUUUGUUAUCGUAAACAAAGAUGGAGAUUAUGCAAUAAUAAAAGGACGAUGGUCUGGAUUUUCGAGAAAACAAAGUGCCACAAAAGGGCAAAAAGCGAAGCCUGGAAAUGCGGGAAGACUUCACAUCGACUCAUUCAAUCUUCUCAAAAACACAGUUCAAAAAUUGGAAGUUCCAUCGCCCGAAGGAUCGACACUUUUUGUUAUUGGCGAUGCGCAAGCGAGAUUGCCCGGAAAACGAAUCGAGUGUCGAUCGACGAAUACGGCGGAGCAAAUUGCGAGCGUGUUUUGUGUUUCGACACUGUUUGUGUUGUGUAAUCCGGAUAAAGUGAGAUCGAGAAGUGAUAGUACUUCGGUUGGACAUCAGGCGCAUAAAUGGCCAUUGACAUUGGCGUGUGGUUAUGGAAGACAAUUACCGACUAAUCGAUCGAUUUUGAGCAGUGAUCAAGAUGGGACAGGUAAGGAUGAACGUUUGAAAAAAAUAUUAAAUUGCGCUCAGUUCAACACUGGGUCAUGACGUGGCAAAAUCGGACUUGGCCUAACUAAGUUCCCCACAGGAACCCCCCCUCCCCCAAAGUACCCUCAACAUUUUUCAAAUUCCGUACACAGAUUUUUACACAAUCAGAAAACCAAAGUAUUUUCAUUUUAACAGUGUACAAAAACAAUAACAUUUUGCAGCUGUGUCCCCCAAUAUCAAACUAAACUUUUUUCUGUCCAUAACAAUAAAAUCUAUUUUGGCAGGUGGUUGCGAGAUAGCUCCCCUUCUGAUGUGUGGAAUUGGUUGCGACGGUGCGGCUUGCGGGGCGUGCGGAGCUUGUGGAGCGUGUGGAGCUUGCGGUGGAUGUGGAGGGUGUGGCGGGUGCGGUGGUUGCGGAGGAUGCGGUUGA